CCCCAAUCAUAUACAGCUCAUAUAAAAAACCGAGCAACAUAUUAUUUUGAAAGAUAACACGGUUAUACAAUAAACUAGAGUACUGUAUUCGUGAGCUGCGAUCCGCAGUACUCAUCCAAGUGUUACGUUGAGCGGAGCCAUCAUGUCCCAGAUCCCCAAGAACACAUAUAAACUGUGGGGCGGUCGCUUCAGCGAGACUCCUCACGAAGCUCUCCAAUCGCUGAACAAUAGUUUGCCAACCGAUUCCCGUCUAUAUGCGGAUGAUCUGGAUGCCAGCAAGGCGUACGCGGAGGCGCUCCAAAGAGCCGGUCACCUGAACGCCGCCGAGACGGACAAGCUGGUGAAGAAUCUGGAGCUGGUGCGAUUCGAAUGGAUCGAGGGAACCGUGAAGCUUCUGCCCGGCGAUGAGGAUGUGCACACGGUUAACGAACGCCUGCUGGUGGAGCUAACCGGUGAACUUGGUCAGCGACUUCAUACGGGAAGGAGCAGAAAUGACCAGGUGGCCACCGACAUGAAGCUCUGGCUGAGGAAAGCCAUCCGCGAGACCUUGGGUCGCUUGAGUCGUGUUAUCGAGUCUGCCACCCGGCAGGCGGAACAGCAUCUAGGUGUCCUGAUGCCGGGAUACACUCAUCUGCAGAGGGCACAGACCGUCCAGUUCUCCCACUGGCUUCUGUCCCACGCCUUCGCCCUGAAGGAGGAUGCUCAGCGGUUGGUGGAGCUCCGGGAUCGGGCGAAUGUCCUGCCCUUGGGCAGUGGCGCCUUGGCGGGGAAUCCCCUCGGCAUCGAUCGGUUGUGGCUCGCCGAGAGAUUGGGAUUCUCGGGCGUCACCCCAAACAGCAUGCACGCCGUGGGAGAUCGCGAUUUUGUGGUUGACUUCAUCUACUGCUGCUCUAUGGUGAGCCUGCAUCUUUCUCGAUUGGCCGAGGACCUGAUCAUCUACAGCACCAAGGAGUUCAACUUCAUUCGGCUGGCCGAUGGCUUCUCCAGUGGCAGCAGUCUGAUGCCCCAGAAACGGAACCCGGACAGCUUGGAGCUAAUUCGCGGAAUGGCCGGAGUGAUCACCGCCAAUCUGACGGGCAUCAUGAUGACCAUCAAGGGCACUCCAUCCACCUACAACAAGGAUCUGCAGUUUGACAAGGAGUACUGCUUCCAGUCCUUCGACAAACUCUCUCAGGUGCUGGAAGUGGCCGAUGGUGUCCUGCAGACAAUGCAGGUAAAGCAGGACUCCAUGGAGGCGGCUCUGAGCACCGAAAUGUUGGCCACUGACUGGGCCUACUAUCUGGUAAAAAAGGGGAUUCCCUUCCGACAGGCCCACCACAUAAUUGGCCGUGUUGUUGCGGAGGCCGAGAAACUUGACGUUGAAAUAACCGACUUGCCACUGGGUAAUCUGCAAAAGUUUAGCCCUGUUUUCGGAUCGGAUAUUGUCGCCGUGGCGGAUUACUCCAAUAAUGUGCAGCAGUACAAUGCGAUCGGUGGAACUGCCAGUAGCAGCGUCGUGGAACAGCUUCGACUGCUGAAGAAGUUCGCAAAAGAUUUGCGCAAACAGUCCUAACUUGGUUAACAAAUAAAAAGUUCCUUUUGCAUUUAA
Molecule: messenger RNA, 1588 nt
Organism: Drosophila ficusphila
Lineage: Eukaryota; Metazoa; Arthropoda; Insecta; Diptera; Drosophilidae
Gene: Argl
Product: argininosuccinate lyase
Exons: 3
Coding region: 143-1552 (469 amino acids)
Cellular component (GO): cytosol
Molecular function (GO): argininosuccinate lyase activity
Source: RefSeq, a predicted model, not a curated record